Colletotrichum navitas is the source of this 2031-nucleotide messenger RNA. RefSeq names its product S-adenosyl-L-methionine-dependent methyltransferase. Gene Ontology annotation, cellular component: mitochondrion. The transcript is spliced from 4 exons. The record is from RefSeq and is a predicted model, not a curated record. Bases 342 to 1880 code for a protein of 512 amino acids. Gene Ontology annotation, biological process: mitochondrial respiratory chain complex I assembly. Gene Ontology annotation, molecular function: protein-arginine omega-N symmetric methyltransferase activity. NCBI's taxonomy places the organism in Eukaryota, Fungi, Ascomycota, Sordariomycetes, Glomerellales, Glomerellaceae.
AGCUCACACUUAUGCAAGUCCGCAUGAGGCUAGAGAAUUCUUAUCUUAUCGCACUCAGGGAAGCUGCAAGCUUUCCCGAAGCUUUUCUUCACUAUCUCGUAGAAAAUGCAUCCAAGCUAAGAGAAACCAACCGAACCGAACGAUCGAAUCCUGGGCAAGCACAUGCCGCGGCGUCAACACAUGCGACACGCUACUGAACACGAUCCCGUCUCUUUUUCGAGGAAAUCCGCAAUGGUCCCGACGACACGUGCAUAAAAGCCUGGGAGUUUGCGCGCGAAGCAGGCAAGAAUCGAAAGGAAGGAGGAUUACCAAAAAGCUCACAAAAGCGGAAGAAGCACGAGAUGCAACGCCUGUUUACUCGAGGAGCUCUGGCGGCUGGCCUACAGAGGGUUGCCGUAACCCGUGCCGCCGUGCUUCGUGCGGUGCAACGGCCUCUGGCGGUGCAGGCUUCAAGGGACUUUUCCUGCACUGUGUCGAGACACGAGGGAAAGAAGGAGGGCAAGGAGGAGAGGAAAUGGUCCACGCCGCUGGCGAAACAGCUGGCAGAAGCUAUCUCGAUGACGGGCCCCGUUCCCCUUGCGAGCUAUAUGCGCAUGUGUCUAACGGGCGAUAUCGAUGGAUACUACACGGGUCUAGCCGAGGAGAACAGAGACCAGUUUGGUUUGAAGGGCGACUUUGUCACCUCGCCCGAGAUCUCCCAGAUUUUCGGCGAGCUGAUCGGCGUAUGGUUCGUAGCAGAGUGGCUAAGCCAGGGCAAGCCUAAGCAGGGGGUCGAGCUUAUUGAGGUUGGCCCUGGACGCGGUACUCUGAUGGAUGAUAUGCUUCGUACAAUCCAGAACUUCAAGGGCCUGGCGCAGAGCAUUGAUGCCAUCUAUAUGGUUGAGGCAAGCCCGCAGCUCCGCGAGGCACAGAAGAAUCUCCUUUGUGGCCCUGAUGCGCCCAUGACAGAGUCCAAGGUUGGCUAUCAUAGCGUUUGCAAGUACACGGACUUGCCAAUCGUUUGGACUGAGACCAUUAAGUCCAUCCCUCAAAGACCUGAUAAGAUGCCCUUCAUCGUAGCACACGAAUUCUUUGACGCACUCCCCAUCCACGUUUUUCAGGCCGUGACUGUUCCCCACCCAUCGCUACCCAAGAAUCCAACGCCGGAUCCUCCCAUUCCUCCCAAGGUUGAGUGGCGCGAGAUGCUCGUUUCCCCCACUCCACCAGACGCAACCCACGCGACCAUGAAGAUCCCCAAGUCUGAACAGGGCGACCCGAUUCCUGACUUCCAGAUGACGCUCUCACCGGGCACUACCCGUCACUCACGGUACCUCCCCGAGAGCUCGUCCCGCUACAGCCGCCUCAAGGCCUCGGUCCCGGACGCCGUUGUCGAAAUCUGCCCGGACGCUUCGCUCUACGCCUCCGACUUCGCCAGCCGCAUCGGCGGCUCCAAGAAGCACCCCAAGUCUCGACCCACAGGCGCCGCCCUCAUCCUCGACUACGGCACCUCCGACACCGUCCCCAUAAACUCGCUGCGGGGCAUCCGCCGCCACCGCCGCGUCAGCCCCUUUUCUGAACCCGGCCUCGUGGAUCUGAGCGCAGACGUCGACUUCACCGCCAUUGCCGAGGCUGCCACACGCGCGAGCCAGGGCGUUGAGGUCCAUGGCCCCAUCGAACAGGGUGCGUUCCUGGAACUGAUGGGCAUCAGGCAGCGCGCCGAGGUGCUCAUGAAACAGGUCAGGGGGAAGGAAGAGUUCGUGAAGGCAGAGGACAUUGCGAGGGCUUGUGGACGCCUUAUCGACUGUGGCCCUGGAGGAAUGGGCAAGGUCUACAAGGUGAUGGCGAUUCUGCCGGAGAAUGCCGGACGCAGACGUCCUGUUGGCUUUGGUGGCGACGUGUAACAAUGCCUUGUUGCACAAAGUGCCCUCGGCCCGGGUGCUGAAUGAUACCACCUGGGAGUGAUUGACGAAAGACGUCACUCACAUUACAUUGUAGCAACAAAGAACGCAUUACUAGCGAUCGUAUUAUUUGACAUCCAUUCUAGAAGGACAA